AUGACACGAGAACAGUACAUAUUGGCAACACAGCAGAAUCACCUGCCCCGAACGGAGAAUCCUCAAUUUUAUCCAGUCGGAAUUUAUGGAUGGAGGAAGAGGUGCUUAUACUUUUUUGUCCUCCUGCUUCUGGUUACUGCAAUUGUUAACUUAGCCAUGACGAUAUGGAUUUUGAAAGUGAUGAAUUUUACUGUGGAUGGGAUGGGGAAUCUGAGAGUCACCAAGGAAGGAAUCCGACUUGAAGGUAUAUCUGAAUUUCUACUUCCAUUGUAUGUGAAAGAAAUCCAUUCCCGAAAGGACAGUCCACUGAUCUUACAGUCUGACAGGAAUGUUACCCUGAAUGCCCGGAAUGCCCUGGGGCAACUCACUGGCCAGCUGACUGUAGGAGCAGACACUGUGGAAGCUCAGUGUAAAAAGUUUGAAGUGCGUGCAAGUGGAGGUGGCAGGGUCCUGUUUUCUGCCAAUGAAGAAGAGAUCACCAUUGGGGCUGACCGACUCAAAGUAACAGGCACAGAAGGAGCAGUAUUUGGACACUCUGUGGAAACACCUCAUAUCAGAGCAGAACCCUCACAAGACCUCAAACUUGAAUCUCCAACUAGAUCUUUGAUAAUGGAAGCACCCAGAGGGGUCCAAGUGAGUGCAGCUGCAGGAGACUUCAAGGCCACCUGCAGGAAAGAACUUCAUUUACAAUCCACAGAGGGGGAGAUAUUUUUAAAUGCAGACACCAUUCGUCUGGGAAAUCUGCCUGUGGGCUCCUUUUCAGCUGCCCCACCAAGCUCCCCAGGACCUCAACAGACUGUGUAUGAGCUCUGUGCCUGUCCCAAUGGCAAACUGUACCUUUCCCCAGCCGGAGUGGGUUCUACGUGUCACUCCAGUAGCAGCAUCUGCUUGUGGCACUGA
Molecule: messenger RNA, 900 nt
Organism: Gracilinanus agilis (Agile Gracile Mouse Opossum)
Lineage: Eukaryota; Metazoa; Chordata; Mammalia; Didelphimorphia; Didelphidae
Gene: SGCZ
Product: sarcoglycan zeta
Exons: 7
Coding region: 1-900 (299 amino acids)
Biological process (GO): cardiac muscle tissue development; heart contraction
Cellular component (GO): sarcoglycan complex; sarcolemma
Source: RefSeq, a predicted model, not a curated record